Molecule: messenger RNA, 2519 nt
Organism: Phycodurus eques (leafy seadragon)
Lineage: Eukaryota; Metazoa; Chordata; Actinopteri; Syngnathiformes; Syngnathidae
Gene: xpnpep2
Product: X-prolyl aminopeptidase (aminopeptidase P) 2, membrane-bound
Exons: 22
Coding region: 399-2198 (599 amino acids)
Molecular function (GO): metalloaminopeptidase activity
Source: RefSeq, a predicted model, not a curated record
GUCAUAUCCAAGAUGGCGGCACAGAUUCUCACGGUGUGGAGGAAAAGAUUGGCAUUCCUCGUACCCACGAGACGGCGGCAUCUUCGUCAUCGUCAUCAGCAACGGCGCUUCCUGGCGGGAGCGGGCGAAACGUGGCGGCGUCGCGUGCAGCUGGAGGGUGACGCAGCAUGCGGCGCCAUGCAGUAAUGGAGUCAUCCAUCAGCAGGCCCCAAUGAAGAGAUUUUGACAAGCCAGCUGAGGCCCUGGCGACCAGACACCCGCUUGCUGUUUUGUUCUCAAGUCCACGAGUCCCAGGAGUGUGUAAGCGUGCGUGUGUUUUGAGUGCAACCGCUGUAAAGUGCGACUGUGUUCCUGUCAGACGUCCCCGUCCUUCAUCUGCUGUGUGAGGGCAGUGAGCCAUGUGCCCCAGGUUGCCAAGGAGACAGCACAGGCACAGCCGUGGUCACGCCGAGCAAAGCGGCGCUGUGGACGGACAGCCGCUACUGGGUCCAAGCGGAGAGACAGAUGGACUGCAACUGGGAGCUGCAAAGAGACGGCGGGCGUCGUGCGUGCGUGGUUCCGCAGCGUCGGUCAGCAGCGUGGCGGAGUGGCUCAUCUCGGAGGUCCCGCGCGGCGGCCGCAUCGGCUUCGAUCCGUUCCUCUUCUCCCUCAAGACGCAGGAAGACUACGGAAUGAGUCUGGAGUCCAGCAAUCGGAGCCUCGAGUCGAUGCCUGGCAACCUGGUGGACCAAGUGUGGAAAGAGAGACCGCCCGUCCGGCCCGACGGCCUCAUCCGCCUGCCGGACAGAGUCAUACAAAGGUCGUGGCAGAUGAAAGUGGAGCAAAUCCGGAAUCAGAUGAAGGCCAAUCCGUACGAGCCCACCGCGCUACUGCUCUCGGCGCUCGAUGAAACGGCCUGGCUGUUUAAUAUGCGCGGCAACGACAUCCCGUACAACCCUUUCUUCUACUCGUACACGCUGCUGACCGUGGACAAGAUCUGGCUGUUUGUGCACACGGAAAGAGUGACGGAGGAGCUGAGGGCGUACCUGAACGCGUCGUGCGGCGGCCCGCUGUGCGUGCGGCUGCAAAGCUACGACGCCGUCGCGGUCGGCCUCGAGGCGUACGUGAACGGCCGGCCGGGGGCCAAAGUGUGGAUCGGCACCGAGUACACCAACUACGCUCUUUACGAGGUCAUCAAAUCCCAGGACAAACUCACGGCCACCUCCUAUUCUCCCGUGUUGACCACCAAAGCUGUGAAAGAUGACACUGAGCAACGCAUCUUGAGGGACGCCCACGUGAGAGACGCAGCGGCGGUCAUGCAGCUUCUCGUGCGGUUGGAGACGGCGGCGCCGGACGGGAAGGAGACGGAGCUGAGCGCCUCCGCCUACGUCGACCGCUGCCGCAGCAAACAGAAGGACAACAAGGGCCCGAGUUUUGAGACCAUAUCCGCAAGUGGGCCCAAUGCUGCGCUGGCACAUUACAGCCCAACAAGAGAAAGCAACAGGAUGCUGACGGUGGACGAGAUGUACCUUGUGGACUCUGGCGGCCAGUACCUCGACGGGACCACCGACAUCACGAGGACAGUCCACUGGGGGACCCCCACCGCCAUGCAAAAGGAGGCCUUCACCAGAGUGCUUAUGGGAAAUAUUGAAAUAUCUCGAACCGUAUUUCCAUCAGGGACCAGAGGUGUGAACAUGGAGAUGCUGGGCCGCAGAGCAUUGUGGGAAGUGGGCCUCAACUACGGCCACGGCACGGGACACGGCCUUGGCAAUUAUUUCGGGGUCCAUGAGUGGCCAGUUGGUUUUCAGGGUAACAACAUUCCCUUUCGAGAAGGCAUGUUCACAUCUAUAGAACCCGGUUAUUACAAGGAGAACGACUUUGGGAUCCGCAUCGAAGACGUCGCAGUGGUUGUGCCCGCUCAUACAAAGUAUGGUCAUAACUACUUGACGUUUGAGACGGUGUCCUUGGUUCCGUACGACAGGAAGUUGAUUGACACCUCUCUUCUGAGCCCAGUCCAGCUGCAGUGGUUGAACAAAUACUACGAGACCAUUCGUAGGCUGAUGGGUCCCGAGCUGGACCGCCAAGGCCUCCACGAGGAGAAACGCUGGAUGCUGAAAAACACGGAACCUUUUGGACAGUCCGGAUCCUCUUCAUCCAGCCCCUCCUCUUCGCUCACCCUCUUCCCUUUGGUUGUGGCGCUGUUCAAUUUUGCACUCUAAAUGUUACGGCGAUGCAUAGGUUGUAUAUCAAGGGGAGAGCGCCACUGAAAUUUGUGCACUGACCUUUUUGUUCAAGUUUGAAAAUGAUCUUAUGUAUAAAUUAGAUGUAAUCAAACUGCUCAACUUAUUUAUUGGAUUUGUUGUCAUGUUUGAAGUAAAUGUAUGACCAGGUAAUUUGGCCCCUUACAUUAAUUAACUCUAAUGAAAAACUUGGUUUUUUUUGACCGACGACAAAAAGCAUACGUUAUUUGUACCCUGCUACAUUGUGUUUAUUUGAAACGGCAGAUCCUUCAAUUAAACUAGAAUGUGAUUCACUUGCAA